AUGGGCUUCACAACAAAUCAUCUAUUGAGUUCACAGUUCAAUUUCACGACGGAGAGAUUUGUGCGCCUGCCUCUUCCCAUUCCGAGUUUUAAUCUUCCUGAUAGGGUGGUUCUUUCGGUUGUUAGGGAUGAAAAGCUCUCGGUGUUGCAUAUUGAUGGUUUUGAAUGGUCAGAUGUGAUUAGUAUAUGGGUGACAGAUAAGGUUGAUGAGGAGUUGUCAUGGAGGAGUGACUUUGUCUUGCGUGUGGAUUUUGAUAAAUUUGAUUUGAGAAAUUUGGCGACGAGUGUGUCAAGCUUCUUGUUGGACGAGGAGAAUAAAAUGGCAGUGUGUUGUGAUGGGACCAGAAUCUACAUUGUUGGAGAGGAUAUUUAUAAACUAGUUUAUAAAGAGAUUACAGUGCCGUCUCCUCCUCGACCACUUGUCAUCACUUAUGUUCCAAGCUUGGUUAAGAUUUGA
Messenger RNA from Eruca vesicaria subsp. sativa (arugula), 456 nucleotides. NCBI's taxonomy places the organism in Eukaryota, Viridiplantae, Streptophyta, Magnoliopsida, Brassicales, Brassicaceae. The record is from the annotation of a GenBank genome assembly.